AUGAGAUCAUCCAGAACCCAAAAACCACAAAACCACAAAACCCAAAACCACAAAACCCAAACCAGCCCAUCCACGACGACCCACGACGCUCGAACGCACGAUCGACGACGCGAUCGGGCGCUCGAGACGAUCGCGCGCGCGCGCAUCGCAACGUGCGGUCCACGCCGCAACAUUGUCACCUUCUCUGGCGGCUGCAGUUGGGGUCAACCGGGAGCCCACCAGAGCCCCAGCAGGCUGAUGCAGCCCGUUGCAGCUCUGCGCACGAAGUUGCCUCUGGCAGCCCGGAUGACAUCAGCGGGUCACGCGAGCGACUGGAUGUGUGGCUUGCUUGGCCCCAUCUGGCACAGGCACGCCACUUUCGCGAAGAUCGAUCUCCUCCAGGAUGAGGGCGCUCAGAACUAUGCUGUCCAUGCACGAGCAGUAGCAGCAGGAGGAACUUCUGAAGCUGCACCCUCGAGAAUGUUCUGUCACCAGAACCUCCUGGCACAGGGGAGCUGCUGA
Messenger RNA from Durusdinium trenchii, 501 nucleotides. The record is from the annotation of a GenBank genome assembly. Lineage: Eukaryota; Dinophyceae; Suessiales; Symbiodiniaceae.